Hevea brasiliensis (rubber tree) is the source of this 2881-nucleotide messenger RNA. Its product is annotated as pentatricopeptide repeat-containing protein At3g53700, chloroplastic. Bases 288 to 2582 code for a protein of 764 amino acids. The record is from RefSeq and is a predicted model, not a curated record. Gene Ontology annotation, molecular function: protein binding. NCBI's taxonomy places the organism in Eukaryota, Viridiplantae, Streptophyta, Magnoliopsida, Malpighiales, Euphorbiaceae. The transcript has a single exon.
CGAUUGGUUACAUUUGACAACGUUCGGAUUUGGUAGGAAAACAGAACGCAACAUUCUGUACGACGUCGUUGCCCACUCUCACCGCCAUUAUCGUCUUAGGUUAGCAAGCGCGAAAGAGUCGUAAAAAUAUCCAGCUUUCCUUCUAUCCGUUGCUCAGAAGCUUCAGAGGGAGCUAUGGAAAGAGAAUUUUAGCUUCAAAGAUAAAGUGCGAAAAAGCUUCCUUGCCUGGGCCUAGUCUACUUGUCCAUAAUCAUUGUUGCAAGUCUCAUGUUUGUUAAAUUGCCUCAAUGGCUUUCCCUUCAUGUUUCAAAUGCUACCCUUGGUUUCACCAUCACCCACACCUUGCUUUCUCUUUCUCUAACAAACCCACCUCCAAUUCCACUCUUUCUGUCGCAUCCACGCGGCAACACCACUCGCUAAUCGCUACCCAAUCCUUCUCCUCCUCCAGUUCCGUUCCUCUUUCUUCCAACUUCACUCCGGAUCAACUCCUCGACACGCUCCGUCGCCAAAGUGAUGAAACUGCUGCUCUUCGCUUGUUUGAUUGGGCCUCCAAGCAGCCCAAUUUCAAGCCCGAUUCAUCCAUUUACGAGGAAAUCCUCCGUAAACUUGGUAAAGUUGGUUCAAUUAAUUCGAUGAAGGAAAUCUUGCAGGAGAUGAAGGUUUCUGGUUGCGAGAUCAAUACAGGUACAUUGUUGAUUUUCAUUGAGUGUUAUGCGAAAUUUGAAUUAUACGAUGAAAUUCUUGGUAUUGUGGAAUGGAUGGAAGUAGAAUUCGGGUUGGAACCGGACACCCUUCUUUUUAAUUUCUUGUUGAAUGCUCUUGUGGACGUGAACAAGCUUAAAUUAGUGGAAACUGCUCAUUCUAGCAUGAUUAGUAGAGGAAUUAAGCCUGAUGUUUUGACUUUUAAUAUAUUGAUAAAAGCUUUGUGUAGAGCCCAUCAAAUUAGGCCUGCCAUUUUAAUGAUGGAGGAGAUGCCAAUUUAUGGUUUGUCACCCGAUGAGAAAACGUUCACUACUCUAAUGCAGGGUUUUAUUGAGGAAGGAAAUCUGGAUGGUGCACUGAGAGUAAAGGAGCAAAUGGUGAAUGCUGGGUGUACCGCGACCAACGUGACUGUGAAUGUUUUGGUUCAUGGGUUUUGCAAAGAAGGCAGAAUUGGCGAAGCACUGGGUUUUAUCAAUGAGAUGUCAAAUGAGGGCUUCUUUCCAGAUAAGUUUACGUUUAAUACGGUGGUUAAUGGGUUGUGUAGGGCUGGACAUGUGAAGCACGCUUUGGAAGUUAUGGAUAUGAUGCUUCAAGAGGGGUUUGAUCCAGAUGUAUAUACGUAUAACUCUUUGAUUUCUGGGUUGUGUAAAUUGGGUGAAGUUGAGGAGGCAGUGGAUAUUCUUGAUCAGAUGAUUUCAAGGGAUUGUUCACCGAAUACUGUCACUUACAACACACUAAUUAGUACAUUGUGUAAGGAGAAUCAAGUUGAAGAGGCUACUAAACUUGCUCGUGUUCUGACUAGUAAGGGGAUGUUACCUGAUGUUUGUACGUUUAAUUCUCUGAUACAAGGUCUGUGCUUGACCCGAAAUCAUGCCAUUGCCAUGGAACUUUACGAGGAGAUGAUGAAUAAAGGGUGCCAACCUGAUGAGUUUACCUACAAUAUGUUGAUUGACAGCCUCUGUUGCAGAGGUAAACUACAGGAAGCUUUGAGCCUACUUAAACAAAUGGAAUUAAGUGGCUGUGCGCGGAAUGUGAUAACAUAUAAUACAUUGAUUGAUGGGUUUUGUAAAAGCAAGAGAAUUGAAGAAGCAGAGGAGAUCUUUGACCAGAUGGAGCUCCAAGGAGUUUCUAGAAAUUCAGUGACCUACAAUACCCUUAUAGAUGGCCUUUGUAAGAGCAGGAGGGUGGAGGAUGCUGCUCAACUGAUGGACCAGAUGAUAAUGGAGGGAUUGAAGCCUGACAAAUUCACUCACAAUUCCAUGCUUACCUACUUCUGCAGGGCAGGGGAUAUAAAGAAAGCAGCAGACAUUGUGCAGACCAUGACUUCCAAUGGUUGUGAACCAGAUAUUGUCACAUAUGGGACCCUUAUUGGGGGGUUGUGCAAGGCUGGUCGACUUGAAGUAGCAAAUAAGCUCCUGAGAUCCAUUCAAAUGAAAGGCAUGGUUCUGACUCCUCAUGCUUAUAACCCUGUAAUUCAAGCACUAUUUAAACGGAAAAGAACAAAGGAAGCCAUGAGACUUUUCAGAGAAAUGGAGGAAAAGGGUGGUCGUCCAGAUGCUCUCACAUACAAGAUCGUUUUCCGUGGACUGUGUAACUCUGGAGGGCCAAUCGGAGAAGCUGUUGAUUUUGUGAUUGAGAUGACGGGAAAAGGAUUUUUACCAGAAUUCUCUUCAUUCUAUAUGUUGGCUGAGGGACUUUGUUCUUUAUCUAUGGAGGAGACUUUGAUUAGUCUUGUUGACAUAGUCAUGGAGAAAGCAGACAUCUCAGAAAAUGAAACAACCAUGAUAAGGGGAUUUCUCAAAAUUCGCAAGUUCCAAGAUGCAUUGGCCAAUCUUGGAGGCAUUCUUGACAGCCGGAAGUCCAAGAAAGGUUACAGAUGAAAAGAAUUUUGACACUGCUGCUAGAGAAAAUGUUUAGGAAGAUGGAUGGUCUACUUGAUUGUACUGAGUUGGAACGUGAAGUAGUUCAUAGUUUUUCAUGAAUACUUAGCAGAGGACAUGCCCUUAUCAGAAUAUACAUACCGGAGAUCGGGAGCUUAGGAGUUGCUUUGAUCUUUUUAUUGUAUGGCUGUAAAAUUCUGGAACACGCUAAUGCAUGUUAAAACUAUAUAUUAGCAUUAUUUUGACUCCUAAAAUUAGGACUCAAAGUUAAUUAAGCUCCCAAACAAAUUUCAGGGUUA